AUGCAACUUUAUGAUCGUAUAUCCACCACAGAUAACGAAUUAGGAACUAUUAAGUUCAUUGGGCAAUUACCUUCGGCUCAUGCAUGGGCUGGAACUUUGGUAUAUGGAAUUGAAUGGGAUAAUCUGAGUCGAGGUAAGAAUGAUGGUACAUUAGAUGAUGUUAAAUAUUUUGAAGUUGAUGUGAUAGGUGCUGGUUCCUUUAUGAAAGCCAAUAAUAAGAAGAUAUGUAAACGUAGAGCAAGUUUUAUUCAACUGUUGUAUGAGGAGUAUCAUACAAAAUAUGAAGAUCAAGAAAUCAGAUUUGGAACUAAAAUAGUUGAUGAAUUAGGGUUUGAUAAGUUGAAUAGAAUCCAGUCGAACUUUAUGAAUUUGAAAUCAGUAUCUUUGAGUAGAAAGUCAAUUGUUAAUGUUUAUGGUGAUGGUGACGAAUCUUCAAUUUUAAAUACUCUAGUAAAUGUAAUCAAUCUAGAUAUAAGCUUUAAUUUAUUCAAUGGUCUUAGUGUUGUUCAAGAUAUUAUUGGUAAUUUAAGGAACUUAUCUUCAUUAAAUCUUAAUGGGAAUAGAUUCUUUACUUCAAAUAAUUCCCCAUUGAUUCAUACCAAUUUGUCAAUACUAAAAUUAUCUACAACAUUAAUAACUAUCCCAACAGUUAAUGAAUGUAUCUUGCCUAAUUUACCAAAUCUAUCUGAGCUUUAUUUAGCUAGUAACAAUUAUAAUGAUACUGAUAUAUCACACUUACAACUACAAUCAUAUCCUAAUAUUCAGAUCAUUGACUUGUCGUUCAAUAUGCUCACUAUCUUUCCAUCAUUACCUAUCAAUACAUUGCUAUUAUCUGAUAAUUAUAUCUCAUCCAUACCGAACCAAAUUCAAUCCAGUAUAAAGACAUUGGAUAUACGACAUAAUAAGCUCAAUUCAUUUAAGGUAAUUGACGAGUUAGCCAUUCAUGUACCCAAUCUUACCAAUCUUCGUAUCAAUAAAAAUCCUGUUUUUGAAGUAGAUGAUGAAGAAUCAAUGUUUGUACAAUUAUUGGCUAGAUUCAACUGUCAUGAUCAUAAAGAAUCUAGCACUGGAUUAACGUAUGUCAAUGGUAGUCCAUUGAACAACAAUGAAAUCCAAAAUGCUGAAUUAUACUUCAUUUCAAAAGUCAAGAUAGGAGAGUAUGAGAUCCAUAAUCCGGUAAGAUGGGAUGCAUUAUUACAAAAAUAUAAUAUGGAGCCUAUUAAUGAAACUAUAACGACCAAUGUUUAUGAUGAUAAUAAGAUUAAACUACAAAUCAUUCAUAAUAAAGAUCAUAGUAUAUUUUCAAGAGUAUUUUUGAACAAUAUUACGAUAUUGAAAUUGAAAGGUACACUUUCACGUAUAUUACUUAAUAAUUUAUCAAUAUUAAAAUUUAGCGUAUAUUAUUAUAUGCACGGAGAAGAAGAAGAUCCAGAGGCAAAGGAAUAUCUUGAUAUGAAUCUCUUUUCACAAAUUAAUGAAUUUAAUUUAAAUUAUAAUCAACGCAUAUAUAUAGAAGUAUUUACUCAGUAA
Messenger RNA from Scheffersomyces amazonensis, 1530 nucleotides. RefSeq lists its product as uncharacterized. Bases 1 to 1530 code for a protein of 509 amino acids. Gene Ontology annotation, biological process: signal transduction. NCBI's taxonomy places the organism in Eukaryota, Fungi, Ascomycota, Pichiomycetes, Serinales, Debaryomycetaceae. The record is from RefSeq and is a predicted model, not a curated record. The transcript has a single exon.